Molecule: messenger RNA, 1053 nt
Organism: Rhinichthys klamathensis goyatoka
Lineage: Eukaryota; Metazoa; Chordata; Actinopteri; Cypriniformes; Leuciscidae
Gene: tmem223
Product: transmembrane protein 223
Exons: 2
Coding region: 140-901 (253 amino acids)
Biological process (GO): nervous system development
Cellular component (GO): mitochondrion
Source: RefSeq, a predicted model, not a curated record
UUAAAAUACAGCAAGCAUGGCGCUGCCCUAGUGCAGUUCAAAUCUCUCAGCAUGUUAGAUAAUAAUAUUGUUGCCAAUUGUUCAGAAAUGUGUCGUGUUUGAAAUGUCAAUAUUUCGAAGAUAAUCGUUUUGUUAAACCAUGGCUAUUCAGUGCGUGUUAUUUGGCGUAAAGCGUUGUCGCACAUUUAUUUCACCGUAUCGACUGACAAUGAUUCAGUCUUUAAGAGCUUCCGUGUCUACAGCGACUCAGUUCGUUCAAAUCAAUGAUAUCACAAGCAUUUUGAGUCCACUGCGUUCUCACGUGCGCGUGAAAUCAGUCAGGAACGCAUAUACUUUCACCUCCACUGCCGUCGCAAAAGACGUGAUUCUCUUUAAACAUGACCGGACCCGUUUCUUCAGAAUUUUGACCAUUUUUUGUGGUGGUCAGUUUGUAUUCUGGGCAUAUCUGGCUCACUUUGCUUUCACAAGUCUUCGAGACACAAGAAGAAAUAGCGGUGAACCUGCAAAGAUUAGAACUGAGUUAGGGGGGCUUUUCAGUUUUGAUAUGAACCUUGGUUCAAAUGCCUGGAGGUAUGGAUUCACCCUUGGGUGCCUACUCAUUGGUGGAGGAAUUGUCGGAGUGGCAGUAUUGUUCAGCCGUCGUUCUGUCAGUCGUGUGAUUCUGCAUAAGGGAGGUGGAAAUGUGACAGUGUCGACACAGUCACCGCUGGGACCUCUCAGAGCUCACCAUCUAACUGUGCCUUUGACUCAAGUGACCUGUCAUGCACACAGACAGGAGUCACCUUCAUUUAUUCCUCUUAAAGUCAAAGGGUACAAGUUCUACUUUCUUUUGGACAAAGACGGGACACUGAAUAAUCCUAAACUAUUUGAUAUUACUGUUGGGGCCUACAGACCUAUAUAAUAUGUCCUUUAUACCCCUGUGUGCGUCUAUAGUUCACUGUGGAUGUGUCAAAUCUGCUAUUCAUUUCGUUUCUUGUUGCCUUGGAGCACUGAAAUUAGAAGAGGAAUAAAUUGUGUAACUUUACUGUCAAUAAUAAAACUUUUUAUCUGGGA